Molecule: messenger RNA, 1977 nt
Organism: Sinocyclocheilus rhinocerous
Lineage: Eukaryota; Metazoa; Chordata; Actinopteri; Cypriniformes; Cyprinidae
Product: interferon-induced GTP-binding protein Mx-like
Exons: 14
Coding region: 1-1977 (658 amino acids)
Biological process (GO): defense response to virus; synaptic vesicle budding from presynaptic endocytic zone membrane; receptor internalization
Cellular component (GO): cytoplasm; nucleus; plasma membrane
Molecular function (GO): microtubule binding; GTPase activity
Source: RefSeq, a predicted model, not a curated record
AUGGAGCUCACCUACACCAUGUUCUUUUUGAAUCUCAGUCCAAUGCAGCAAUCUUCAAGGACUGUUCUUCAGUGUCCCAGACUGGCAUCCAGUGUGGAGGACCCACCGCUGGUGUCAGCACAUGCAGCUGGUAUCCCUAAACCAGCGGCAUGCUGCCGUGUUCCCCGAGGCGAUGGCGCCCGCUGCAGCUUCUCCAGAGCCGAGGAGGCUGCCUAUGAACUCUCAGCCCUGUCUGUCACAGCCAAGGACGCUGUCUGUGAAUUUCCUGACUGUUCUGUUGCGGCUGCAAGAGCCAUUCUGGAACUCUCAAACCAGCCUGUUGCGACUGAGGCCUUAAAUUUUUCCCUAGGCCCCAGUCCCCGCCAUGGGAUCCGGAUCACUCUGGUCCGCCGUGGUGGUCUUCUGCUCCGCCCUGGUGGGCUUCUGUCCUGUCUGCUCCGCUCUGAUUCACAAACUCAUGGAGCAAUCCACAAUCACUUCAUUGAGUCUGUUCAGCCUUUGAUUGAGUUGAUUGACUCUCUGAGGUUGAUCGGCAUUUAUAAGGAUAUAGAUCUACCAUCAAUUGCAGUGGUGGGAGAUCAGAGUUCUGGAAAGAGUUUUGUUUUGGAGGCACUUUCUGGAGUGGCUGUACCUCGAGGAAGUGUGUCUCCAGCGUUCCAGCGAUCCUGUCCCUCGUCGACCUCAUUCGUUCCCCGGACUCCUGCAAAGGAUCAACGGCAGGAUGGUCAGAGGUUGGAGCGAUAUGUGGAGGAAUUCCUCGAGCUUGCCAACCAGGUGAGCUGGCAUGACGCCGCUCUAGUCGAAGAAAUAAAGGCACAGUCUAAGUCUCGUCGUCCAGCCCCCUCUGGAACACGCCGAGUCUCCCCAGCUCACCUCCCGCCAGGAACCCCCACAUUCCGCGCCAACAGCUCCGACCACCUGCGCAACCCACAGAACCCCCGAGUCAUCCGAAGCUCCACAAUCGUCCUCAGCCCAGAAAGGCCUCCAGAGCACCCUCCAGUGCCAGUUCCUCGUAAGCGCUUCACAAUUCUUGAGUGUAGCCGACGGAAGGCUCCAGUUCCUGAGUAUAGACCACGGAGGGCUCCAAUUCCCGAAUAUAGCCCACGGAAGGCUCCAGUUCCCGACUCCCUACUGAAUCAUGGAAAAGCAUCUAUUCAAUGCCUGGCAGACAACCUGACCAAAGAAUUGGUUCAUCAUAUCAAGAAAUCAUUACCCUACUUGAUUGAGCAGAUACAGACUACACUACUUACUGUGGAAAUGGAGCUUAAAAACUACGAUCAGGGUCCACCUCUGGAAGAAGAGAAGAUGGGACCUUUUCUUAGUGAGAUAAUAAUGGAGUUCAGUGAUCAAAUAAAUGAACUGAGUAUAACAGGACAUUCAAAAGACCAAAACAUUUAUGCACUUCUACGUCCUGAGUUUAAGAAAUGGGAAAUGUACCUAAGAGGCACUGAAGUAUCAUGUAAGUCAAGAAUAUAUACAAUGAUAGACAAGUACAAUGAGAUGCAUCGGGGCAGAGAAUUGCUAACGUUCAGUGACUUCUGUGAAUUUGAAAGUGUCAUCAAAGAUCAUGUGGCAGCCCUUCGAGAUCCAGCUAUAGCAACACUGAAGCAUGUACAAGAGAUUGUUCAGAAUGUGUUCAGAGACAUAUGUUAUUCAUCGUUUGACCGGCACCCUCCACUGAGAUACACUGUCUCUAAAAUAACUAAUGACAUUCAUUCAAAACAAGAGGCCAAAGUGGAGAAAAGAAUCAAGGAGUUUAUUGAUAUGGAGCAACUGGUCUUCACUCAAGAUAAGGUAUUACAACAGAAACUCAAUGCCUCUGAUGUCCCUCAGAAGACUGGAAUGGACUCUUGUCAUGAGAACCUCUAUGAUGAUAAUGACACAAUUUUAAAUUCCAAAGGCUGUGCGUUGUUGGAUACAAGAUAUCUUGUACCAGACAAACUGGUUCUCUAUCAUGAGGCCAUCCAAGGUAGAUGA